Molecule: messenger RNA, 2253 nt
Organism: Drosophila eugracilis
Lineage: Eukaryota; Metazoa; Arthropoda; Insecta; Diptera; Drosophilidae
Product: digestive organ expansion factor homolog
Exons: 3
Coding region: 79-2175 (698 amino acids)
Biological process (GO): maturation of SSU-rRNA from tricistronic rRNA transcript (SSU-rRNA, 5.8S rRNA, LSU-rRNA)
Cellular component (GO): nucleolus; small-subunit processome
Molecular function (GO): U3 snoRNA binding; rRNA binding
Source: RefSeq, a predicted model, not a curated record
ACAAUUAUAACAUAUGUUUUUACGAACACACGUGUGUUGUGUUUGAUUUGUGUACGGUUGCGCCAUUAAGCAAUUCGAAUGAAACAAAAACAGUGUAAAAACAGGGCGCAGCCCUACAAGAAAGCAGCACCCCGCCGAAAUGAAAGGUUCUCAAAAAACUAUAGUUUCAUACAGAGGAGCAAGCAAAUGGAAGAGUCGCACCGCAGGGAAAGAUUUCCGAAUGCCCCGAAACAAGAAUAUGAGCCCGUGGCAGAGCUCUUGCCAGAUAUUCAGGACAAUGUAGAUGAGGCUGGAUUCUACGAACAGCUCGUGACUGGCUUUAAUCACAUUCCCCCAAGUCAGUUUGUUGGCUCAAAUAUUGAUGAUGAUGACCCAAUUGUUCCUGCGCCCAGAAAGAUUAAGCCCAAAAAGAAAAAGCCUUCUGAAAAGAUAAGCGCUGAUUUGGAGACAUACAAUUCAUUUUCAAAACGCUUUGAUUUUGAAUUGUCCCCGGACAAUAUUAACGAUUUGAUUGCUGGAAAAGAUGUGAAAACCAUUAAAAGCAAUUGGUCCGCUUUAGGGAAUGUAAGAUUUGAGAUUCCACAACUGUCUGACGAUUUCAAGGAACUAGAUUGCAGUGAACCCAAAGACAUAGUCAGUUCCUCAGAUCUCCAAAAGUUGGAAGUCAAAGUGUCCAUUUGUGGAAAGAUCAAGCUUCCAUUGAAUGCCUUGCAGUCUCAACUGUUCUACAUUGCGAAUAAUUAUCAAGAUAUUUAUUACCCCCAUCGAACACAUGGUAAUGCCGAGAACAUCCGCUAUGUAUAUUGCCUUCACGCCCUAAACCACAUGUUAAAAGUCAGAUCCCUGAUAUUGCGCAAUAAUGAAAAGGUCUCGGCCCUGGCGAAGUCUCAAAAAGUGUCGCCCAACGAAAUCUCCAUACCAGAAAGUUUUAGAGACCAAGGACUGAAGCGGAUGAAGGUGGUCUUUAUGGUGCCGUUUAGGGAAUCUGCACUCAAGAUAGUAAAUAUAAUCGGGGAUUUACUAUUUGGCAGUCAAGAUGAUCAGUCCAGGAAAACCUCAAUUGCCAACUAUGAAAGCUUUCUCGGAGAUUAUUCCGGUAACACGAUAUAUUUCCCAAAAACAAAUCCUAAGCCAGUGGAUUAUGAGCAGACCUUCAGUGGCAACACAGAUGACAAUUUUAAGCUCGGCAUUCGUUUUACCAAGAAAACCAUGUCUCUUUUCUCCGAUAUGAACACUUCAGAUAUAUUGAUUGCUUCUCCUUUGGGACUUCGAAUGUUGGUUACUGACAAGGAUAAUGAUUUUGAUUUCUUAAACUCAAUUGAAAUGCUUAUAAUCGACCAAGCAGAACUGUUUCUGGCGCAGAACUGGGAGAAUCUCCUGCACUCUUUAGAUCACCUUCAUUUGCAGCCCCAAAAACUGCCUGAUACGAAUUGCCAAAGGGUCCGAACUUGGUGCCUGAGUGGAGCUACAAGUUUUUACCGUCAAACCUUGUUAUUCUCAUCCCACGAGCUCCCAGAAUUUCGGGCAGUGCUUAAUAGUAAAUGCAAAAAUUACCAAGGAAAGGCUAGAGUCGCAAAUCUUGUCGAGCAUGGAGACAUCCGAAAUGUACUGACACCAAUUCAGCAGGUUUUCCGCCGAAUCAGUUGUUCUAACGUGGAAUCAACAUUCGACGAUCGUUUCCAGUACUUCGUAAAACAUGUUAUGCCUCAAUUCAGUAAACCUGGGUUCUCGCAUUGCAUGCUAUAUGUGCCCAGCUACUUUGACUACGUACGGAUACGAAAUCAUUUCAAAACCGAAAUGGUCAGUUUUGUUCAGAUCAAUGAGUAUACAAAGAAAGAAAAAAUAUCCCGGGCGAGAGAUAUAUUCUUCCACAGCGGAGCAUCUGUUCUACUGUACUCGGAAAGAGCGCACUUCUUCCGGCGCACUCGUAUUAAGGGCAUCCGGAAUUUGAUUAUGUACCAACCGCCGAACUUUCCUAACUUUUAUUCUGAAAUUAUCAAUUUGAUGCUGGAGUCCAAUCAAAACCCGCGAGAUGGAUUUGGGCAGGAAAUGUCCGUUAAUAUACUGUACACAAAAUACGAUCUGUUAAGUCUAAGUAACAUUGUUGGGAGCGAAAACGCUGUUAAAUUGACUUCAGGGAAAAAAGAAUCUUACCUAUUUUCUACUAAAACGUAAAUGCCUUGCGGAGAAGACUUUGAAAAAUGUACAUAUUUCAUUUUGUAUAAAAAUAUAAUAUUUUUUUAACAAAGUAAA